AUGAUAAAUGAGUAUACAGAAUAUGGUAGUCAACAAUGCAGUGGUGAUACUGGAACUGAUCCUUACAAACAAGCAUGUGCAGGUGAUUGGCAAUUUGAUGUAUAUGAUAGUAAUUCCAGCAAUGCUCUAUGGCUGCAGUUUUUCUCAAAUCAUAACGGCACUGAUAAAGGAUUUGUUAUAGCUUAUCAAGAUACAUCUCUGCAACUGUGCACAACACCCACAGUCACGGAUCACUUGAUCAUCUCAUCUGCACACCAGAACGAUAUUUUUAACCAUGGUGACGUCAUCACAUUUACCUGUAAACAAGGAUAUGGAUUGAUUGGAGAAAGCCUCAUGUCGUGUCAGGAUGAUGGACAGUGGAGUAAUAAUAUACCUACAUGCACAGCUGUAUCCUGUGGUGUCCCGCCAUCAUCCGCUAAUGCCUACCAUGCCAAUACUGACUAUACCUAUCAAAACACUGUAUACUACUAA
This is a messenger RNA of Saccoglossus kowalevskii, 471 nucleotides long. RefSeq names its product CUB and sushi domain-containing protein 3-like. Lineage: Eukaryota; Metazoa; Hemichordata; Enteropneusta; Harrimaniidae. The record is from RefSeq and is a predicted model, not a curated record.